AUGAAUGACAAUAUUCACGACAGACUGAGAUCCAACAACGUCCAGUCAGAGGUCGUAUUCUGUCUCAGUCCAAACAACAACAUCGGUGACGCGUUCAGGAGAUUUGGCAUUCAGGAUGGCAGUCGGGACAUGGUUGUGGUAAAGGUUGGAGAAGGUGAGGUUGAUAGGACAAAGGUAGAGGAGCAUUUGAAUAGUGCUAUCGAGGGAGAGAGGGUUCAGUUGACGGACGACUGGUUGGGGCAGACGUACAAGAUCGCCAAGCCGACGCACCAUGGCAAGAGUGGAGAAGUUGUGAAUGGUAACGUUCGGGAUGAGGCAGACGACAGAGAGCUGGUGGAAGUGCAAGUUCUUGGACUCAUGGCCUUGAGAGGUGCGACCUGA
Messenger RNA from Lithohypha guttulata, 381 nucleotides. RefSeq lists its product as uncharacterized. Gene Ontology annotation, biological process: tRNA threonylcarbamoyladenosine modification. NCBI's taxonomy places the organism in Eukaryota, Fungi, Ascomycota, Eurotiomycetes, Chaetothyriales, Trichomeriaceae. The record is from RefSeq and is a predicted model, not a curated record. Bases 1 to 381 code for a protein of 126 amino acids. The transcript is spliced from 2 exons. Gene Ontology annotation, cellular component: EKC/KEOPS complex; cytosol; nucleus.